GAUGUUUGGCGCGUCGCGCAGCUGUGUGUGGGGAGAAAAUGUAUGUUAGCGUUUCUUGAAAUUGCUGUUGAAGUGUGUAUUAUCGAUAUUUUAAGUAACAGAUAAUUUUAGUGCUUCGACUUACUUCGGAAUAUUUGCAAGAAUAAUUAAAUACAUAGUAUGUGACUGUUAGCUGACUCUCACGGAAAUACAGCCAACCAAGGAAAAAAAUAGGGAACGUUUUAUGAAUGAAAAAUUAAGUGCGUUUUUACCCAUAUAGUGAAGCGAUUGAUAACGGUAGUCUUACUUCUUAUAUUUUCGUGUUUACUGUUUACAAAUAUUUAAAUUUCUCGUUUUGCCCGGGUUCUUCCUAGCCCUUGUGUGCUCUUGUAGACAUGGCCACUCUGGUGGUCGAAGGAGGAAUUAACGGUUGUGUGUGAGACCAAGAAUUAAUUUUCGGUGUGAAAAGUGUGACUUACUUGUAUGUGUAGUGAAACGUUAAUAGGAGAAGUGUUUCGUCCUGUCUUGUAACGGAAUAGUGAUUUUUUUUGUAAACAUACGACUAAAAAAAGAAGUGUUACGCAGUGUAAAGGAAAAACGAUGGAUGGCGCUGGGGUACCUCCAAGUCCAAAAUGGGAGUCAUUGACAUAAUGGCUGUGCAGUUUACUUACAAAUGUAAAGGAAUCUUCCAAUGCAAGGAAUUCAAUAUUGUGCGUACAUCACAUCGAAUUAUCAAUAUUUUUACUUUAAGGUUGUGAAACGGCGCUGGAAUUCAAAGACGUCUCCGGGUUAAACGCACGUCUCGAUAAAAAAGACAUUGUUCGGAGCCUUCCUGAUUGUUCUUCGUGGAUGAGACCAGCAAAGCAUGUGCGAAUCAUAUGAGUCAUUCACAUUCAGUGGAGAUAUUUUGUGUUGUGCACAGUGAAAGUGUUUAUCAGCCAGUAACGUUGUUGUGCAGUCUGAGAGGACGUGGAUUAAGAAUCUGCAGUUGCGUGUGCAAAAAGAAAUCAACAAACUCCGGAAACAAUAUUGACGGAGUGUCUUUAAUGUUGUUGGAGUAAAUAAUAUAGUGUAGCGUAGUAUAGAAACAAAUUAUCAAUAACAAAGAUUAGGCAGAUCGCUGGUGUGUGAAACCAAAAGCAAAUGUGGAUAAAGGCUUUACUAUUCGUUAUAUCGGAUAUGUGUAGGUGAUACUGGGGAUGUGUGAAGGGCGUUACUCACAGUUCGACUUUAGAACAACAGUGCAACAAAGUCAUUCUCGUGUAUAAUACAAACAGCAGCGUUGUUGGAGUGAAAAGUGGAUAUAUCUGAGAACACCAACUUCAUGCACACAGCGCCCCGACAUCUGCAUAUGGUCUCUGGGGAAGAUCAGAUGGAGGUGGGCCAUGCAGUCUGUUCUGCUUAAGUGGCCCGAUGCUGUCAUCCUCAGAAGGAAAGAAAGAUAGAAUUUUCUCUACAUUCCAGACAGAGCAAUGAUGACUGCAAUCAUGAAUACCAAAAAGCAGUACUCUAUCUUUCAGUCAAGAGUUAUUUAGAACUGGAGCAAGUAUAAUGCCUCAACAUGUGGGUGAAGUAGUACGUUCUUGUUCAAGAUGAAUGGUGACAUACCAAGUGUCCCGAUAACCACACUGGCAGGCAUCGCAAGUCUCACUGACUUGUUGCCAGAGAUGCCUCUACCAUCACCCCUUCCACAGACUUUGAGCAACAAAUCAUUGCUGUUCCAUCCACGUGUGGCAGAGGAAGCGCAAAUACUCCUGAGUGUUAGAGACGAGGCUUUAGUACCACAACUGAUCCAGUCAUUGUCUCAGACUUCAUCAGAUCACAUAGAGCUGAAAGACCAUUAUGCAUGUUCAGAAACUCCACUUGACCAGCAACAAAAUAUUCCAGAGCUGCUGAGAGCAAUUCUUCAGAGGAAUCCGAAUGUUUUCAAGGGACCACGUGCUAACUCCCCAAGACAGCCUCAUUGGUCAGCAUACAACUCGAGCUACACUCAAGUUGGACAGCUGAAUCAACUAGGCCAGGUGGGCCAAGUGGGUCAAGUUGGCCAGGUGGGCCAAGUGGGUCAAGUUGGCCAGGUGGGUCAAGUUGGUCAAGUUGGCCAGGUGAGCCAGGUAGUGCAAGUUAAUCAAGGAGUCUCACUCAGUCAGGUAGGCCCAGUAGGACAUGUUGGACAACUGGGCCAUGUACCAACAGCUUCAGUGAGUCAUGUACCAGUAGCACAUGUUGUGCCUGUUGGUCAUAUUGGGCAUGUCGGGUCAGUUGGUCAAGUAGGACCAGUGGGACAGGUAGGGUCUGUUGGUCAGGUGGGAUCUGUCAGUCAGGUAGGUUCUGUGGGACAGGUAGGGUCUGUUGGAUCUGUAGCACAGGUGGGAGCUGUAGGGCAGGUAGGAUCUCUUGGACAAGUUGGAUCUGUGAGUCAGGUUGGACCUCUGGGGCAGGUCGGGUCUUUGGGACAGGUUGGACCUGUUAGUCAGGUUGGUACAAUAACCCAGAUGAGCUCAGUGGGGCAUAUGAGUCAAGCCAGCCAUUCAGGUUCUGUACAGCACGUAGGCCCAGUCGGUCAUGUAGGCCAAAUGGGCUCAGUGGUACAAGUGGGACAUGUGGGACAUAUGGGACAAGUUGGGCCAAUCGGUGGACAGGUUGGUCCAGUAGGUCACAUGGGAACUAUUGGUCCUGCGACUCAUGUGGGAUCGGUUGGCCAGUCGUCAUCUCAACUCGGCCCUUCUGUUCAGCUCGGUCCCUCUGGAAUGGGCCAAGUGAGCAGAGUGUCACCGUCCCCGUCGACAUCAAACUACGGGCAGGCAUCGGCGUCCCCAGCACCGUCCUAUGUGACACGACAUGUGGCACAGACGAAUGCUGCACUUUCCGCUGCACGUCUCAAUGUCCCAUCAGACGGACGCCUCAAUGUCCCACCUGAUGGACAAACUCGUCUAAUGGCACCCGCACCACCGCAGAGGCCUUCAGUCAUCACCGAGCAACCCCGAGUGGUUGCUCACAAUGGUGGUGAUGCUUGUGCAUUUUACAGUAGUGGUAGACAGCAGACUGUGGUACACAGUGGAGGUGGAAGUGAAGUGAUUAAUCGUGAGUGUGAUGUUCGAAACAUCAGAGAUGAUAGGAAACAGGAAUUUUCUAUGAAUGCGAGUAGUAGUGGAGUGACCACAAGGCAUAUGAAGAACAGUAGUAAUGCUAAUGUCAGUGGAAAUGUCAAUGUCAAUUGUGCUACAGGUGGCAUUUCAAACACGGGAACAAAUGUCGCUGCAAAUGCAAAUGUGAAUACAAGUAAAAGUGGAAGUGGUAAUGUCGGUAUCCGUGCCAUUGCGAGUACCAGCACAAGUUCAGCUGUGACCACAAGCAUCGGGACUAAUGCAGCACUACCUCAAGCACUUUCGAGACGGAUGCCAGAUAGUGCACCUAUGUCAAGUAUACCGAGAACGCAGUCUACAAAUCUCUCAGGUUCUUCUCCUGCACAAGCAAGUGUAGCUCCCCCUGCCCCUGAAAAAGAUGAAUCAAGAUUACUUGGAGCGAAGGACAAGAAGGUGAACACACUUGCUCCUGCUCCUGCACCUGCUUCUGCCCCGUCAGAUACCAGACUGCCCGUAGUGCGACUAAAUAGGCUCUCAGAAGAGGACCAAGCUCUUAUGCAAAGAAGCUUGAGAGCAUUUGCAGAGAAGUCACCAACACUUGCAAAGAAAUUAGGAGUCACUCCGAACAACAGACUUCGACAAAGAAACGUACAGCAUAUAGAGUCUGGAUCGGAAAGUGACGACGAGCCAAAAAAUAAAUCAAAAUAUUUCAAAGCAAGAGAGAAGGAAAGAGAAAUACAGAGGAGGAAAGAUAAAGAAGAAAGAAGGAAAGUUACAUCAUCAUAUGAUGAAGAUUAUUGUCCAGGUAAUGAGAAUUCAAAGAUUAAAGGCAGGAAACGCAACUGUGCAAACCACAAAUCGGAAAAUGUCGACUCAAGUACAGUUAAUAAUUCUGAAGAGGUUCCAUUUACUCCAAAACCUAAACUGCGGAAGGUUGAGAGAAAGCUAGUGCCUGUGUUGGAAAAGUUGAGUGUUGAAGAGUUAAUGGAAACAAAUACCUACCAGAGAUUCAAUCGAUCAAUAGAACUGAUAUUUGAAAACACAGAAGAUCUAGAUUUAACCACAGAUUUUGAUACAGAGGCAGACACACCACCGGAAGUUCUUAUUCCUAAGUACCAGUUACAGGACCUGUGCAGUGAAGCAGCAAAGCUCAAGACUCUUGGGGCCAUGGAAUCGAUACCACCAGAACGUCUUGUUCGCAUGCUUACUAUUUUGGAAAAGAAUAUACGUGAUGGAACAAGAAUAUCACCACUUGCAGAUCCUGAUGAUGAUGAGGAUGAAAGCAAACUUUGGUUAGAGCUAACAAUGGAAAGUGUUAUGAGGGCUGUGGAUGCUUCACUAACUUCACUCAACAUACUUACGUCCCCAAAUAUGCCAAAGAGGAUAUAUUUAGAAGAUGUAAUUGACAGGAUAGUCUUGUUUACCAAAUAUCAGUUACAGAAUACUAUCUACCCAUCAUUUGAUCCUGUGUACAGAGUGGAGGGAAAGGCUAAAGAAAUUUAUGUUGGCAAUGCCAGGAAGAAACGUGCACAUGCAAAAGAAGUUCGUGAGAAAAGCAUUUUGACUUUAUACAACAAACUGAAUGAAAUUGUGGGACUGCUUGCAGAACUGCUUAAUAUUCAGGUCCUCACAGAUACAGCUGUACUGCAUGCAUCAUCAUUGGGUGUGGCACCAUUCUUUGUGGAGAAUGUCAGUGAGCUUCAGCUCUCAGCCCUGAAGCUAGUGACAACAAUUUUUACCAAGUACGAAAAACACCGGAGACUGUUGCUUGAUGACAUUUUGGCAUCAAUUGCUAGGCUACCAAGCAGUAAACGGAGCUUAAGGACAUAUCGACUCAAUUCAGAGGAACACAUACAGAUGUUGACUGCUUUAGUUCUGCAACUAAUUCAGUGUGUGGUAGUGCUUCCAGAACGUCUCCAGCAACCUGAAAAGAAAGAUAAAUUCAAAGAGGAAAAGAAAGAUGAAAAGAAAGACAAAGAAAAAGAGAAGGAGAAAGACAAGGAUCCAAAGGAAAAUGAGGAGGAAAACAAGGAGAAAAUAGUGAAUAUGGAUCGUGAUGUUCUCAUUGUGAGUAAAUAUGAAACUGCCAUGAGGACUGCAGCAAAUUUCCUUACUGUCUUCCUUAACAAAUGUGGAAAUAAAAGUGAAGAAAUUGACUACAGACCAUUGUUUGAAAAUUUUGUCCAGGAUCUGCUUACAACAGUCAACAAACCUGAGUGGCCAGCGACUGAGCUCCUUCUCAGCUUGUUAGGGAAACUACUUGUCACAAAUUUCAGCAAUAAAGGCAUAGAUAUGUCUCUCAGAGUUGCAUCAUUGGAUUACCUUGGAGUGGUUGCAGCAAGGCUUAGAAAGGAUGCUGUAAUCUCACAGCUGAAAUUAAAUACAAUAGACCAGAUAAUUCAAGAGAUUAAAGCUGAAGAACAGAGAGAAAAUGAGGAUAAUUGCUCAGGAGAUAAGAAAAUCAAAACAGAAAAGAAUGGAACAGAGUUAGAUCCUGAGGAGGAAAGAACGCAGUUCCUGCAACGUGUUUUGCUUGACUAUUUGGCAGUUAAUGGCCAGAAUGACCAGGCACUGACAUAUGCAAGACACUUCUACUUAGCUCAGUGGUACAGAGAUGCUACUGCAGAAAAGAGUCGUCCAUCCACAGGAGCAAAAUUGUCUCCAAAUAAAAUGCUUACAAAAAAGAAGAAAACCAGGAAAAAAAGAAAAGGAGAAAGUAGUGAAGAAGACAGUCCAAGCAGCUCUGAUAUAGAAGAUGCAGAAGAUUCCAAAGUGGAUAAUGAAAGCAGUGAAAAGAAAGCACAGUUGUACAGAGUAAUUGAACUAAGAAAGCAGUUUCUCAUCAGCAAAAUAAGACCAUUUGAGGACAAUGUUGGUGUAGGAAAAAGAACUCAGGUCCUACAAACUUACAUUGACUAUGAAAGUGCAGAGCUCAUUUCUAGGUAUUUAGCAUCAAAGAGACCAUUUUCUCAAAGUUUUGAUGCCUAUCUCAAACAUAUUUUGUGUGUUCUCACAGAGAGUUCAAUAGCAAUUCGAACUAAAGCAAUGAAGUGUCUCACAAUGGUUGUAGAGGCUGAUCCAGCAGUUCUGGCUAGAAUGGAUAUGCAGUGUGGGGUUAGCCAUUCCUUCCUUGACCAUUCCACAUCUGUUAGAGAAGCUGCUGUAGAUCUAGUUGGAAAAUUUGUCUUGAGUCGGCCUGACCUUAUUGACAAAUAUUACGACAUGCUUUCAGCAAGGAUAUUGGACACUGGAGUAAGUGUGAGAAAGCGAGUCAUAAAAAUUCUUAAAGAUAUUUGUAUGGAGUGUCCAGAUUUUCCAAAGAUACCAGAAAUCUGUGUUAAAAUGAUACGUAGGGUAAAUGAUGAAGAGGGUAUUAGAAAGCUUGUAAUGGAAGUUUUCCAAAACAUGUGGUUCACUCCAGUUCGUGAGCGACCUUCAUUAGAUACUACAGCACUUUUGAGGAAAGUGAUGAACAUUACUGAUGUGGUUGCUGCUUCACGAGAUAUGGGUCUGGAGUGGUUUGAACAACUUUUACUUAGUCUUUUUAAGCCAAAGGAGGACAAAGAUGACUCGACAAAGCCUCAUUCAGAACCUCCAAAGGCUUUGCUGACUGCCUGUAAACAGAUUGUAGAUUGUCUAAUUGAAAAUGUGUUAAGACUUGAAGAGACAAGUUUCGCUCCUGACAAUGAAGGUCGUGGUUCAUCUCAGCGGCUUGUUGCUUGCCUCACUACACUAUACCUCUUUGCAAAAAUACGCCCACAGCUUUUGAUAGAUCAUGCAACAACAUUGCAGCCUUAUCUCAGCGUUAAGUGCCAGACACAGGGAGACUAUCAGAUAAUAAGCAGUGUGGCUCGCACAUUAGAGUUAGUGGUUCCACUUAUAGAACAUCCGAGUGAAACAUUCCUUGCUCAGCUGGAAGAAGAUUCUGUAAAGCUUAUACUUCAACAUGACCGUGCUGUUGUUCAAUCAUGCUUGUCAUGUUUAGGUUCUGUUGUAAAUAAUGUCACCAGAAAUUUCAAACUGAUUCGUGACUGCUUCAAUAAAUAUUAUGGUCACCUUAAGGACUUCCAGCAGUAUUGUUUGCAUGAUCCUUCCAAUCCAUUACUUGUGAGAUGCCGUCCAUUUUUUCGAAGAGCUUUGUUCACAGUUGGACUACUGCUUAGGCAUUUUGAUUUUACAGAUAAAGAUGUUAUUCAAGGUUUGCCUGUAAAUGUUAAGGAUCAAGUGUUCGAGACACUGAUGUUCUUUGUAAAGCAACCAAAUGAAGAUAUUCAGAACUAUACUCUAAAAGCCAUUGGUUCAUUGUGUAUCCGUCACUAUGAAUUCAUGCUUGGCCCAGAACUGAAGGCUAUGUAUCAUCGCCUGUUGACUACAGAUGACUCACCACUAUUAAUGAGAACACAGGUUCUUAAUAACAUAGAAAUGUACUUGCAAGAAGAGGAAAGUCGAAUGAUAAAACAGGACCAAGAAUGGGCCAAGAUGUCAAAGCAAGAAAAUCUGAAGGAAAUGGGAGAUGUUUCAUCAGGGAUGGCAAGUACUGUGAUACAGUUGUACCUGAAAGAAAUCCUAGAAUCUUUUUUGCAUCCAGAUAUUGGUGUUCGCCAUGCUGCACUUAAGGUUAUCCAGUUGAUUCUUCAGCAGGGUCUUGUCCACCCUGUGCAGAUAGUACCUUAUUUGAUUUGCAUGAGCACAGAUGUGGAGAAAGUUGUUAGUCAUAGUGCUGACAAACAACUACAAGAUAUAGAAAAGAAGUAUCCUGGGUUUAUUCAUAUGAAAGCGCAGCUAGGAAUUCGCUUGUCAUACAAACUGCAAAAAAUUCUUCAAAAUAACAGUAUGGGUAUAGUAAGAGGCUUUCGUGCACGUGAAGGAGAAUAUCCCGGUGCUCUCAAUGGUUUUUUGUAUUCCAUAUUGCGAGGAACAAAGCAGCAGCGCAGAGCUCUUGUACUUUCUAUCCUGAAGCAGUUUGAUGAGCAGGUGAAAACAAGUCUUUCACAAAUGCUAUAUCUAUCUGACAAUUUGGCAUACUUUCCUUACCAAGUCCAAGAUGAGCCACUAUUCAUCAUUCAUCAUAUUGAUAUAAUGAUCUCUGUGUCGGGAACGAACCUUCUGCAGUCAUUCCGUGAGGCUCUCCUGCCAAAUAAUAAUGAACCUCAGGCCACAAAAGUGAACCCAGAAACAGGAAAUGCAGUUCCUGUUUACUAUGAAGAGGAGGAUGAUGAUGAAGAUGAAGACACACUUCUUAGUAGAGUUCCAGAGGAUACUACAGUUUUACAAGAGUGUGUAACUGCAUCUCAAGGUUGCCUGCUGCUGCUUGUUUUAAAACAGCACCUCAAAGACCUGUAUGGAAUCAGUGAUGCGAAAAUAACACAAUAUUCUCCAUCAGAGUCUGCAAAAGUAUAUGAAAAAACUGUCAAUCGCCGGACAGCGUCACAUUUUGAUCCUAAAAAUACACUUCAGAAAUUAAGACAAGGUUCACCACCACCAGUUCUCGAUGAAACAGCAAGAAGAGCUCUUAUUGAGCAGUACUUGGAUUUCAAGCAGAUGAUGUUGAAAUUCGAUCCUGAAGAUCCUGAUGAUGAUGAUGACCGUAUAACAACUUCAAAAUCAUCUUCAAAACCAGCAGAAGAUGCCAAAGAAAACAACGAAGAAAAUCGAACUGACCGUACGACACAACAGACUGAAACAGCACAGUCAGAAGUAAAGGAAACACCACAGAGGGUACCAAAGUUAACCAUUGUACCUCCUAAACCACCAGAAUCUCGGCCACAUCGUGCUCACAAAGCACACAAAACAGAACGGCAUAAAAAACACAGGCACAAAAAGAAGAGACGGAAGAUUGCUGAUGAUGAUAGUGAUAAUGAAUACAGUGAUCCUGAUUUUCUUGUGUAAAAAAUAAAAAAAAAUAAAAAUUGUUGUGUACAGUGAUGACAGUUUUUUCUGAUAAUGUGUACAAGAUGUGUUAUCACAUCUGAACUUUUGCAAAACUUUCGAAGUGCAAUGAACGGACUGUUUCACUAAUUUAUUAUCAAGCACAAAUUCAUUUGAGGUAUCUUGGAAAGUGAAAAGUUAAUUUAUUUAAAAACUGGAAAUGUGUUUCUUUAAAAAAAAGGACUAUAUAAAUAUCAGAGUAUGUUUUAUUAUUUUUUACUGAAAUUUUAUUUGACUUACCUUUUUCAAACAUGUGCACUACUAAAGACUGCACAGCAGCCGACUAUUCCAGAUGGUACAAAAAUCAUUGUGUUAAGCAAUAUGGUAGAUGAAAUGAAGAGUCAAAUUGUGGCUGUUGCUAUAUUCUGCAACAGCUGCCCUUAUAUUUUUAAUCAUGGGACCCUUCUUUCUAGGAAAGAAAGACCCUAUUUCAAAAGUAAGGUGUGUGUGAAAGUGUGUUCAUGUAUGCACGAGCAAGUGUACAUAUGCGUGCAUACAUGUAUAUGUGUGUAGUGUGUAUAUGUCUGUGUGUGUAUAUGGAUGUGUGGUGUGUAAAUAUAAAUAUAUAUAUAUAAAAGUAUAUAUAUAUAUAUUUAAAUCUAUAAAAGUGUAAAUUCUUCUACAAAAGCCAACUAUGGCUGUAAGUUUGUAAAGUAGCCAGGAAGUUUUUUUUUUUUAAUUACCUGGCAUAAAUUCUAUCAGAGCUUUCAUAGUGUGAUGUAUUCCUUUUUUCCCCACUUUUUUUAAAAAUCAUUGCUUGUAUUAUUUUUACUUGCGGUCAGUCUCUACUGGGUAAAUCCGUAAAUGUACAGUUCUAUAAUUUGAGAUGGAAAUGUUUUGUUGUCUGAUAUGAACAUGUACUAUCAAUAAUAUUCAUUUUGAAAAGUAUUAGCUAGUGAUUUUGAAACAAAAAUUUCAUGAAUUUAAUUUAUUAUUGAUAUUAGUUUCUUCCUUAGAAUGGCAUAAUAAAAUGAAUAGAACUCGUA
Messenger RNA from Schistocerca gregaria, 9976 nucleotides. Its product is annotated as nipped-B-like protein. Gene Ontology annotation, cellular component: Scc2-Scc4 cohesin loading complex. Lineage: Eukaryota; Metazoa; Arthropoda; Insecta; Orthoptera; Acrididae. Bases 1572 to 8951 code for a protein of 2459 amino acids. Gene Ontology annotation, biological process: establishment of mitotic sister chromatid cohesion; replication-born double-strand break repair via sister chromatid exchange; regulation of gene expression. The transcript has 34 exons. The record is from RefSeq and is a predicted model, not a curated record. Gene Ontology annotation, molecular function: chromatin binding.